GAACCCCCCACGAAGCACCUGGCUGAUUCGCACUAACAAAUUGUACUGUCGGAUGUGCGUGAAUCUGCAUCCAGAGGAGACCUCAUCCGGACCCAAGAAAUGACGGCGCUCGUAGGCAAUCGCAGAUCGACACUCCGUUGAUAGACAUCAGAGAAGGCCAUCUCAUAUCACACGUACGAUAUGGAUCAGUGGAUGUUCUUAGAGGAUGAUCCUGACUUGGUUGCCGACCUGCUCCUCUUCUGCCCUGGGUCGGCUCCUCUCACGGGACCUCCGUCUCUACCCCCACCUCCACCGUCCCGGUUCGGAUGCGCCUCUGCAAAUCAGUGCUCUGCAGUCCCUCUGAGCGAAGUUUUCACCUUUAAUGAACACGGUCGACCUCCAAACUUACCGCUGGUGACAGUCGGCUCCACUCUCGUGUUCAGUGUUGUUUGCCUCGUUGCAUUCUUCGCGUUCCGACACCACAAACUUAGGAUGGAUUCGUUUCUGGCCUUCAAGCCAAGCAGCGACUUGAAUCAUGUCGUCCUGGGUUUGUCCGGAGGACGCCAUCAAGGUCCCGCGUCGUUGAUAAACAAGGAAGAGAACGACUCUGGUAUGCCAGACAUGUACGGCGGCUACGGGACGACGUUGCCAUUAGGCGCGAAAGUUCCCGCUCUCACACCCUCGUUAGUGAUUCUGGACAGGGGAAAGUUGGCCUCAACGUCAAGUAAGGAGCAUCUGAAUCCGAUUUACGAGGAACUUGAUCAAAGAGAUUAUGAGUGCUCGGCACAUGAAUUCUCGCAAGCUUACCGUCCAACCGAUAGAAAAUACCAGUUCGUGGCCAUGCGACCCGGAGAGAACAUUUACGCUUCGAUUGAAGAUCAGCGGUUCUGUUAGAAUUCCAUCAACUCCGAAGAGGAAGUUCCAUAGUGUAAAUACACGACCGUGUAAAUGGAGACGUCAUGAAGGAGGUUCAUCAACGAAGCCCCGACCCAGAAGGCAAGGGGGAAGACGGCCUCUAUUAGAUUCCAUUAUCAUGAACCUCUCCCCCGUGUGGGGAGAUCGAAAGUAUCGCGUGUACAAUUAAAGGAUCCACAGCUCGGUCAUGAUAUCAGCUUCUCGAGAUCCCGUCUGAGGGAGAGUGAGCUUUGCUCAAUGGUGUG
This is a messenger RNA of Galendromus occidentalis (western predatory mite), 1139 nucleotides long. RefSeq lists its product as uncharacterized. The record is from RefSeq and is a predicted model, not a curated record. Bases 181 to 873 code for a protein of 230 amino acids. NCBI's taxonomy places the organism in Eukaryota, Metazoa, Arthropoda, Arachnida, Mesostigmata, Phytoseiidae. The transcript has 5 exons.